AUGUCCAUCAACCUACAUUCCGCAUCCGAGUACGACACGUCUUACAAACUGAUCCAGUUGACGCCAGAACUGCUAGACAUCAUUCAGGAUCCCGCACAAAAUAACCAAUUAAGGUUCAAGUCGCUAGAUGAAGACAAGUCAGAGGUCGUGCUGUGCUCGCAUGACAAGACAUGGGUGCUGAAACAACGGAAGCACUCGAACACGGUUCUGUUGAUGAAGGAGUUUGUUCCUGAGGAACCCAUUAGUUUUGACGAAACACAGCUGUUUGGGCUGUCCAAGCCGUACAUGGACAUACUAAGUUUUGCCAAGACCGAGUCGGAAUUCGAGACCAGGGAGGCGGAGGGCCAAUUGAACCUGGAUGCAGUACCAAUGUACGAUGGAGAGUUAGACUUCCGUGAAAGGGCUAUGAAAAAGUCGUCCACGAGGAUUUUCGAAACGCUGGAGGAACUUCUAGAGAACUCACCUUGCUCUGCAGUGGAGGGCGUAUCGAAAUGGCACAAGAUCGGGGGGUCUGUCAAGGAUGGCGUGCUAUGUAUUCUCUCGCAGAACUUCCUCUCCAAAGCCUUACACGUGUUGCUGAUGAGUGUAAUGGCAGAAUCGCUGGAUCUGCAACGUUUGCAAAUUGACGACACGUACCAGGCAGUGGGAAAGGACAUCGAGAACGAAUUUAAUCCAUAUACAAAAGAAAUAAUACGGACUGUGUUAAAUAAAUUUGCAGUCCAGGAGCAACAAUCCCAGGAGGAAACGUGGCGCUUAAGGAUACCCUUUAUUGCCCAGUGGUACGGCAUUCAGGCGCUACGGAAGUACGUUUCAGGGACAAGCAUGCCGCUUGAUGAGUUUCUCAUCAAGUGGAAAUCGCUAUUCCCACCUUUCUUUCCCUGUGACAUCGAUGUCGAGAUGCUUCGAGGCUACCACUUCAAGCCCACCGACAAGACCAUACAAUAUGUAGCCAGAAGUACGCUGCCGACGGACCCAAAGGAGCGGUUCAGAGUCCUAUUCAAGUUGCAGUCCCAGUGGAACUUGGAAGACAUCAAGCCUCUUAUCGAAGAGUUGAAUAUAAGAGGUAUGAAAAUAGACAGCUUCAUCAUGAAGUAUGCUCGCAGGAAAAGACUGGGCAAGAAAACUGUAGUAACCAGCAGGUAG
Molecule: messenger RNA, 1143 nt
Organism: Saccharomyces eubayanus
Lineage: Eukaryota; Fungi; Ascomycota; Saccharomycetes; Saccharomycetales; Saccharomycetaceae
Gene: DCC1
Product: Dcc1p
Exons: 1
Coding region: 1-1143 (380 amino acids)
Biological process (GO): mitotic sister chromatid cohesion; maintenance of mitotic sister chromatid cohesion
Cellular component (GO): chromatin; nucleus; chromosome, centromeric region
Source: RefSeq, a predicted model, not a curated record